UGAAACUUUUCAGUUUCCCCUCUCGUCACUCGAUGUGAUAUCCACUCAGUAGUCGGUUGUUUAGGUACACUGUACACUCAUCUGAUGAAGGCUAGCUGACCGCAAGUUUGAAUUCUGGACCCCAAGGGUCUUCACACUGCUGCCACGGUGGAUUUCCGGCUUCCUUCGACGUCCCGCUGUGUCGGUAGUCCAUUUCUGCAAGGUUGAAAGAAUACAAGAGACCUGCUUCUCCCGCCCUUCUGGACUGUUCUCCUCUGGCCGUUUCCCCGGUUUGCAUUUCGAACUUCCCGCCGAGCUGCCCCGGCCCGUGAUGCGUCACACUCCAAGCCCUGUCGCAGAACGCUGGCCGCCAUGUCCCACCUGAGCCCCCGCGCAGCCGUCGCCCGCCCAGACUCACGGGUGAGUUUGGCGCGGUCCGACACAACGUACCAUAGCUUUCAAGACAUCGAGUUGUAUGAGCCCGAGGUCCCAGCGCAGCCCAGCGAGGCCAUGCUGGCGCCGACUGUCUGCCCACCACCAGUAACUUCACCACCGACGGAGGAAGAAGGACUGGUCGCAACAACGAUGCGCCGGCAAGACUCGGGCUAUGAGUCACUGAACCCCCGAGACUCGCUGUAUUCCGCCCGCAAGGCGUCUUCGUCGACGUCAGGGUCUUCCUCAACACCGCACCAGCACCGUAAAAGGCCGUCAACCCUGCGGUCCCCAAGGUCCGGCCCUGUCUCACACCGUCCCCGAAAUGCGCGCCACUCCGCUCCCGCGUCUCGCCCCGGUAGCUCGCAGCAGCCCGUGACAUACUUUCAGUUCCCGCAUUUCACCUCCUCCGACCCGGCGCUGAACGAGCCGGCAGGCAUCGCCGCGGACCGUCCGCACAGCGCCCGAGACCUCGCAUCCGUCACGCCGAGCUAUGCACUGCGCCGCUCCGAGACACCCACCUACCCGCUGCCACCAACAACCACACACUAUUGGACGAGCGACCGGACGAGGAGGCUGGAGUACGCGGCCAUCGACGCCGCCAGCAAAGGGGUCCGUGGCUGGGUCUUGCGUCAUGUGGUGCCGGAGUGUUUCGUCCCCGAGAGCAAGCGGCGGAUCGGGUUUGAGGAUGACCGGGGUAGUGUGGUCCGGUACCGCCUGGAUCUCGAGUCGGAUGACAGCGGGGUCGAGAAGGCCGAGUCGGUCCGGACGAGGAAGUGGAAGGGCUGGUGGUUCAGCAUGCGCCGCCGUUGAAAUUCUGGGCUACGCCUUGGCCGUCACCCAGCCGCAGGUCCUGGUUCGAAGAAGGACGACAGCGAUUCGGAGAUACUUUGGUUGGAUGGAUAUGGAAUUUCUCGCAUCUUGCACGGACGGCGCAAUGAUUUUAUUUCGGCA
Molecule: messenger RNA, 1365 nt
Organism: Chaetomium strumarium
Lineage: Eukaryota; Fungi; Ascomycota; Sordariomycetes; Sordariales; Chaetomiaceae
Exons: 1
Coding region: 352-1224 (290 amino acids)
Source: RefSeq, a predicted model, not a curated record